GCCAAAGACCAUCAGAAAACAUAUUUCUUAUGGUCUUAGCAAUCCAAAUCCCCCUAUUAUUUUAUGUUGGUCAUGGAGGUUCUGUGUGGGAUAUUUGGCCCAAUUCUAUCAUUGUGGGGUUCAAGGGGCUCUUUGAUUGUAGGUGAACUAUAAAUCCCAGCAACUACAACUCCCUAAUGUCAAGUUCUCUCUGUUUUUGUUGUUGUUGUUGUUGUUUUUUUUACUGGAGCCAAUGAUGGUGCUAGAAUCUCUUGCUAGCCCCCCAAAGUCAGAACAGGAGUCAUUUGAUCCCAUUCAAAUACAGCUCUGUGUAGAAGCAAUGCAAGAUGGUGACAAAGAGUCCAAUCUCUUUGACAAUGGGCCAGUGCAGGGAAGCGAACAAAUUAAGAACAGGAAUUUCAAAGACCUGAACAGCCAGGUUGAGAAAGUGGCUGAAAAACAAUAUAUGUGUAUGUACUGUGGAAUGCCUUCCAGAGCUAAGUCCAGCCUUGUGGCUCAUGAGAGAACCCACACCGGAGAGAAGCCAUACACAUGCUUGGACUGCGGCAAGUGUUUCAACCGGAAGUCAACGGUUGUGAGGCACAAAAGGAUCCACACUGGCGAAAAGCCAUACGAGUGUGCCAAAUGCAAUAGGCGUUUCAACGCCCGGUGCAACCUAACCAAUCACGAGAGGAUCCACACGGGCGAAAAGCCAUACAGCUGCUCCGGCUGUGGGCAGAGCUUCAGUCGACGGCUGCAGUUUGUCAUACACAGGAGAACCCAUACAGGAGAGACGCCAUAUAAGUGCACUCAGUGCGGAAAAUGCUUCACUCGGCGCUCUUCCCUCUUGACACAUGAGAAAAUCCAUACAGGAGAGAAGCCAAACAUGUGAACAGAUUGCGUGAAAAGCUUUAUUCAGAAAGGAUAUUUUCUUAUACACAGGAGAGAGACGGUAUAAAUGUCCAUCAUGUGAUCAAAGAUUUCUAAAUUGGAGUGAUUUGCGCAGACAUGAGAAAAUAAACAUAGGAACACAUCCCAAAGGAUGCUAGUGUUGGUGUCGUAAUCCCACUGCUAGCUACAUACCCAGAAACUAUGAUAUUUUUCUGAAAACUGAAAUGCCUAAUUUAGCUUUAUAAACAUAUCAACCUUUUCUUAUUGUUAAGGAAAAGUAAAAUGAAAGGAAAGAGCAAGUGGCAAGACACAAAGAUUCAAACAACUUUAACAUCUGCAUUAGAUAACCAGGGCUGCAGUUCACAAGACCCGUGUCAAAUAAAAUGUGUUGUAUCCAAGGUGCUACAAAGCUCUUUGUUGUUUUAGAAUCCUUCAUAUAACAUUUAAUCUAAUAUUAUAAAGUUUUGGUUGGUACAUUUUCCCACAUAAUACAGAUUCAAGAUUAAGGAAUUUCUUGAUUUAUAGCAAAAGACAAUUGUGAAGGUCAUAAUAAAAGUUUAAGAAUAGUAUGGGAAUACAAAUCAGUUUCAUAUUAAUACAGUUGGAUCCUCACAUUUGCAAGUUUAAUGGUUAUGGAUUUAAUUAUUCACAUAAUUGAUUAAUAUGACCUCUUUGGGAAUCUCUGGGUUUUCCAAUAUACCUCAGAGUACAUCUACACUGUAGAAUUAAUGCAGUCUGACACCAUUUUAACUUCCAUGGCUCACUUUUAUAGAAUGUAGGGAGUUGUUGCAUUCUGGUAGACAACACUAAAGAUCUUGAAAACCUACUACUACCAUGAUUUCAUAACUUGAGACAUGGCACCUUAAACUGCAUUGGUUCUGUAGUGUAGGCACACCCUAUUGUCACACACUAGGUCAAGAAAACCUUUUCACCCAGCAUCAAACAGUCCAGGUUCCUCCCUCGUUUCUCCGUCGGCGCUUGCUUCUUCUCCCCGGGAAUAUUCCAAUUGGUUCUCUCUCUCUCCUCCCUCCAUGUUGCUGUAGGUAGGAGCUAGAGAAAGUAGGUGAUUCAGUACAAAUUGUCGGGUUCUCUUCUCCCAGUUGUGCUGUGGGUCCGUCUCCCAAAGAAAGCACCAAGACACACGCGGGUAGACUCCAACAAGUUUUAUUGUACUGAAUACCAGAACCUUCUUUUGUGCCACAUAUAUAGGGACUCUCACAUACCAGAGGGUCAUUGAUGUUUUAUGGCCGGCCUGCUUUAUGGCUGGCAUCUGUUCUUUGUCCGCUGAGCAGAGAUGUCAAGGAUUGGAGAUCCUGACAGUUGCUAACUACAGAAGUUUAUUUACAAAAGACAAAUGCAAAAGGGAAAAAGGCAUUUCCCAAAAUGCAGUAGAAAAAGUGCCAUAAGAUAGCAAUCAUCCAGAAUACAAACAUCAGUAGUUGAAAAUGGUAAUAUCCAUGAAGAUCCAGGAUAUCGAGAUAUAGGAAAUCCAAGAGCAAGAUACAUGAAAACCAAAAUGACAAGAUACAUGAACAUCCAAGGAGUUAAGCAUAGUCAAUAAUCCAUAGCAUGAAAACAAGAACUUAAGCCAGGCAAGAAUCCAUUCAAAAACAAGCAAAGGAGAGCUGAUCAUGAAUGUGAAGUUAAAGCAGGAUUGUCUGCUCUGAAGAGCCCGUACAACCAGCAGCUAAUUUAAGCUCAAACCUGACCCAACAAACGAGAUAUUUUCUGCAUCUGUGUUUCAAGGACUGUAAGGACUGUUUCUCACACAUUCUUUCUGACCUUCUCAUUAACCUUUGGCUCUUUCUGCCUGAAGACCUAAUUUCUAAUCACAAAGUAACUCCCCAUCUAUUGAAGGCUGGGAAACUGAUUCUCAAGAGAAACGUCAUCCGGGCCUGUCUCUGCUCUAUGGCCUGCAUUUCCAUCUUUGGUUCAACCUUAGGAACAGACUCGGUGAAAAUCUUAUUCUCUGAAUCAGAAUCCCCAACAUUUCCAGCAUCUUGCUGCUGGGCCCCAAUACCUAUGUGGUCAGCCCCUGGUUGAUUGCAAGAAUUGUGCUGGAGAGCCUAGAUAUUCUUAAAGAGCUGUACUUGGGUAAUAAAAAAAUACUUUUUUUCCAAA
Messenger RNA from Anolis carolinensis (green anole), 2991 nucleotides. Its product is annotated as gastrula zinc finger protein XlCGF9.1. Bases 233 to 871 code for a protein of 212 amino acids. The transcript is spliced from 2 exons. The record is from RefSeq and is a predicted model, not a curated record. Lineage: Eukaryota; Metazoa; Chordata; Lepidosauria; Squamata; Anolidae. Gene Ontology annotation, molecular function: RNA polymerase II cis-regulatory region sequence-specific DNA binding; DNA-binding transcription factor activity, RNA polymerase II-specific. Gene Ontology annotation, biological process: regulation of transcription by RNA polymerase II.